AUGUCGCAUACAUUACAUUUCUUCAUAUCUAUAGUCCUUUGUUUUGUAAUUGGUAUACAUCGUGUACAAUCAGAAAUUACUUAUAUUGAAGCUCGAUAUCCAUUACGAGGUACACCAUCGGCACCUAAUGCACCAUGGCCACAACCACAAUAUCUCAAUGCUAGUUUGGAUUUAACUUAUAUUGAUCCAGACUUUUUUAUUGUCUAUUCAAAUUUACGAAACUGCGAUAUUACUGAUAAAGCAAUUGAACGUUAUCAACCAUUAUUUUAUCCACCAAAACUAACAAUAAGAAGUCCAGAUACAUUCGAUGAUAGUCGUGUUCUUAUUUCAGUUUUAAUUGAAAUACGAUCAAAGAAAUGUGAUGUAUAUCCAGAUCUUCAUGAUGAUCAAUCUUAUAAUAUUACAAUUGAAAAUGCUUAUGGAAAAAUUACUGCUGAAAAUGUUUGGGGCGCACUUAAUGGUCUUGAAACAUUUUCUCAAUUACUUUUUAUUACUGAAGAUGAUUAUUUAGCAAUAAAUGCAUCAGUCACUAUUCGAGAUUGGCCUCGUUUUCCAUAUCGUGGAUUACUUUUAGAUUCAUCACGUCAUUUUCUACCUGUUCCAAUCUUGAAACAACAAAUAGAUGCAAUGUCUUAUAACAAAUAUAAUGUUUUCCAUUGGCAUCUUUCUGAUGAUCAAUCAUGGCCAUUUGUUUCGAAAAAAUUUCCACAAUUAACCGAAAAAGGUGCAUUUUCACCUGAUCAUGUUUACACUCCUGAAGAUGUUCAAGAUAUUAUUGAACAUGCACGUCUUCGUGGUAUACGUACUAUUCCUGAAUUUGAUUCACCAGGUCAUGUAGCUGCUCUUGGACGUGCAUUUCCAGAGUUUUUAACUGACUGUUACAAUGGUUCUACACCAAAUCAAGCUAUAUAUAGUAAACAUGCUGCACGCGAAAUUAUUGAUGUAACAAAAGAUGAAGUAUAUAAAUUUAUGAAAGAAUUUUUACAAGAAGUUAAAGAUACUUUUAAAUAUGAACCAUAUAUCCAUCUUGGAAUGGAUGAAGUAACUCCAGCUUGCUGGUUAUCAAAUCCUAAUAUUCAAAAAUUUCUAAAAGAUAAUAAUAUGACUAAUGGAACAGAUUUAAUGACUCAUUAUUCAAAUAAAAUACUUGGAAUAGCAAAAUCAAUUGGAGCUAAAUCAAUGGUCUGGCAAGAUCCAUGGGAUGAUGGAGUUAAAUUACCAUUGGGAACUGUUAUUGGAAUAUGGAAAGAUACUUCACUUUUACCUGAUAGUCCACCAUGGUCUUAUUUUUUAUCAAAAGCAACAAGUGAAGGAUAUGAUACUGUUCUUUCAGCUCCGUUUUAUUUGAAUAUGAUUAAAUAUGGAAAAUAUGAAACAAAUGAUUCGGUAAUGAAUUUAGAAUUCUUUCAUUGGUAUAAUAUUGAUUUAUUUGCUAAUUUUACUGGUGAUGAUGCUGCCCGAAAACGAUUAAUUGGUGCUGAAACAACACUUUGGGGAGAAUUUGUUGAUGGUACAAAUAGUUUAUCUCGUCUAUGGGUUCGAGCAUCAGGUGUUGCCGAACGAUUAUGGAGUUCAAUUGAUGUAAAUAAUCCAGAAGAUGCUCAAUUUCGUCUCGAUGUUCAUCGAUGUCGAAUGCUUAGACGUGGUAUUCCAGCUGCACCAAUACUUAAUGGUUAUUGUGGUCCUUAUGAAGCUGGAAUGAAACAAUCCAUGGUCAAUGAUCCAAUCUUUAGCUAUAUUGAUUGA
Messenger RNA from Adineta steineri, 1746 nucleotides. The record is from the annotation of a GenBank genome assembly. Lineage: Eukaryota; Metazoa; Rotifera; Eurotatoria; Adinetida; Adinetidae.